GUGAAGUGUCAAAUGUAUAAAAUUUGUAAAGUGCAAAAGAACAAAAUUUUUAAAUAUAUAAUAGUGAAAAGGAUAAGAGAUGCCGCCACGAACGCAAGAGGAUCAAGAGAAUGCGCCAACCAGACAUGUUAUACCUUAUUAUAGAUGAAGAUGUGCUGCGAGCUUUCGUACUGAGGGUUUAUAUAUAUGCCAACAGUUUUUACGCUAGUCUCAGCCAUCAUACUAUUGACAUUUGCCGGCCUGGACGUGGAUCUGGACAAGGAGCUAAAGGUGCCGGCUUAUAUGUGGUUGAUACUGGGCUUUGCGCUCGGCUGCAUAUUGAAGUGUUUUCCAAAAGUGCGACUCUGCUUUCCGGCCAACUGGAUACUGGUCGUGUUGAUAUUGCUGCUGUAUGCCAUGGCCGCUGCCUAUUUUAUGUUUUACUACAAACUCUGGGAGGCCGCAGUGGGACUGGUGGUGACUGCUGUAGUUGUGGUGCUGCUUUGCGUAUGCGCUGCCAAGUGUCCAAGACGAAUACUGCCCAAUGGCAUCAUCGCUAUGGUUAUUCUGCUGCUGCUGGCUGUUGCCGCCUUGGUGCUUGGCAUUAUCUGGGUGGUGCUCAAAAAUACGCCGUGUGGUUUGAGUUUUCUGGCUCUGCUGCUACUGAUCUCGAUUAUCCUGCUGUUGUAUGAAGUGCAGUUCAUACAUGGCCGCUUUGCUUCUGUGCCGCUGCUCGAGGAUCCAAUCGUGGCCUUGGCCAUACACAUAGACUUCCUAAUAAUCUUUUUAUGCCUCUGCGGUCUUUACUAUUUUGGCAAAUAAAUGCUGCGUAGGUAACAAACAUUUGUUUU
Messenger RNA from Drosophila busckii, 830 nucleotides. RefSeq lists its product as uncharacterized. NCBI's taxonomy places the organism in Eukaryota, Metazoa, Arthropoda, Insecta, Diptera, Drosophilidae. Bases 187 to 801 code for a protein of 204 amino acids. The transcript has a single exon. The record is from RefSeq and is a predicted model, not a curated record.